This is a messenger RNA of Filobasidium floriforme, 801 nucleotides long. RefSeq names its product SFT2-domain-containing protein. Gene Ontology annotation, biological process: vesicle-mediated transport. The transcript has 8 exons. The coding region runs from base 161 to 652 and encodes 163 amino acids. The record is from RefSeq and is a predicted model, not a curated record. Gene Ontology annotation, cellular component: membrane. Lineage: Eukaryota; Fungi; Basidiomycota; Tremellomycetes; Filobasidiales; Filobasidiaceae.
UGUCCAGUAUCUACCGUUUGAUGAUUCUUCAUCGAACCAGGCAAUCAGCAUAGUCAAGCACAGAGAGAAUCUUAGCAGUCGACCAUCGUAGUGAAGCAACGAGCCUGUCAAAACAAACGGAACGCAAUAGCUGGAAAGAGCUCAUUAGAGUACCGACAAUAUGCCUCGAGGGUGGCUCAACAUCGAAGCUCCUGGAGAUACGAUCUUCGGCGGCCAAAAAGCAGCUUUUGAGGAUAUCUGCGGUUUCAAAUUGGGGUACAAGAUGAGGCUUUACGGGUUUGCCGCCUGUUUCGUCGCAGGGCUGAUCUUCAGUAUCUUGGGGGCCGUCCACCUCUUCAUCGGAUUCUACGUGGUUUUCGCUAUCCUUUUCACCAUCGGGAUCAUCAUCAACAUCAUCGGGACCGGGUUCUUGAUUGGACCGAAGAACCAGAUGACAAGCAUGUUCAAGCCCGUCCGAGUGGUAGCUACCGUAAUACUAGUAGUCGCCAUCGCUUUCACCUUCAUCUCGGCGUUCGUCAUCAAGUCGGCCAUCGUCUGCUUGAUCAUGGUCAUCAUCGAAUACCUCGCGUAUCUCUGGUACGCAUUGAGUUAUAUUCCCUACGCAAGAGAUCUCGUCUGGAACCUGUUACCGAAAGCGCUUCGCUGGGACUGAUCUCAAGGGUUCAGCUGGGCUGAACGAUGUGAUUAUUCCUGGCGGGACGAAUGGUUAUACCAUAGAUGUUUUUUUUCGAAUGAAUCGCAUAUGCAGGACAGAGCAGUAGUGCGUGCCACUUCGGUACCCCACUACAAUAGGAAAUUUCG